UUUACAAUGGGUGACAAAGACGGUGAAGACAAAGAGAAAAAAGAGUUGGUAUUCAACGAUUAUGAGCUGUUUACGAUGGACUUCAUCAGCAAGAUGGCAAUGCUAUGCCUUGCUGUGCUGGUGUGCAUAGCUGUUGCCAUCGUAAACCUGGUAACAUGUGCACAGAGCAACGAUAUAAAGAACAUCACAUUCACGUGCAACCAGUGCUUCGUCGUGUUGGGUGUAAUUACGGCGAUAGCCCUGUGUGUGAUGCUUGUCGCUCCCGUGAUCUACCAAUCAUUGAUCUACAUCUUUGAGGGCGUGCCGGACAAAAAACUGAAAAUGAAAAGAAGCGUGAAUCAAAUGGCACUUGGGCUGUUUCUGUUCACAGCGGUCCUUCUCAUGAUACUUGUACCUGCCGCGUUCUACCAAGACUUCCUCAAAGGACGGGUGUUCAUAUUUUUUAUGCUCACGCUGCUGAUCGAUUUAGUGCUCGUGCACUAUUCAAUGAUUACGAAGAACAACAAUUCGUUCAAGGUCUUUAUUGCCAUAAGCACGGUCGCCGGCAUAGCAUUUGCCAUAUCGGCCCAGUCAUUGAUGGGUUUCUCGAUGAUGGCGCUCCUAGCCACUAUUUUUGUCAAGAUUGCCAUUAUAGAAAGCACUUAUUUCGUUAGACAGCUCAGAACCACAGAAGACGGCAGAAAAAAGAACGUGAACGUCCUCAAUUUUAUUAUGGUACUUGCGGUGUACAGCGUGCUGUUCUAUUUUGUGUUCAAGGAUGAUAUCAUAGCAUACAUAAAUGGUGUUAACGGCAACCUGGCAAAUUAUCUAUACGGAUUUCUGCACAAGUUUGUGAUAGAAAAUCCGUUUGGUGUUGCCAAGAUGAUGAGCGGCGGUAAAUAAAGUAAUUUUUGGAACAAA
Vavraia culicis subsp. floridensis is the source of this 900-nucleotide messenger RNA. RefSeq lists its product as uncharacterized. The transcript has a single exon. NCBI's taxonomy places the organism in Eukaryota, Fungi, Microsporidia, Pleistophoridae. The coding region runs from base 7 to 882 and encodes 291 amino acids. The record is from RefSeq and is a predicted model, not a curated record.